This is a messenger RNA of Dipodomys ordii (Ord's kangaroo rat), 4405 nucleotides long. RefSeq lists its product as uncharacterized. The record is from RefSeq and is a predicted model, not a curated record. Gene Ontology annotation, molecular function: protein binding. Lineage: Eukaryota; Metazoa; Chordata; Mammalia; Rodentia; Heteromyidae. Bases 104 to 4405 code for a protein of 1433 amino acids. The transcript is spliced from 5 exons.
CCCCGCCACCCGCUGCCCCAGGACCUGCGCCUGCUACGUCCCCACCGAGCUCCACUGCACCUUCCGCAGCCUCAGGGCCGUGCCCCACGUGCUGGACCCCAAGAUGGAGCGCGUGAACCUGGGGUUCAACCACAUCCGGGUCCUGACGUACGCUUCCUUCUCCGGUCUCGCGAGACUUCAGCUGCUGCUGCUGCACGGAAACGAGAUCGCGGACAUCACCGAGGGCGCCCUGAGCGACCUGGGUGCACUGCAGGUGCUGAAGCUGAGCUACAACCAGCUUCGGGCACUGCGCACAGGCUCCCUACGGGGCCUGCGGCGCCUGUCCCGGCUGUACCUGGACCACAACCGGCUGGAGUCGGUGCACCCGUGGGCGCUGCUGGGGCUGGCGUCGCUGCGGCUGCUGCGUCUGGACGGGAACCAGCUGGCGGUGCUGGCGCCUGAGGCGCUGGCCACGCUGCGCGUGCGCGGGGUCCCAGCCUGCACGGUGCGCGUGCUGCACCUGGCCGGGAACCGGCUAGCCGCGCUGCCCGCCGGCACCCUGGCCCGCGCACCCGCACUGCGCGCGCUGCACCUACAGGGUAACCCCUGGGCCUGCGGCUGCCAUGCAGGCUGGAUGGAGGACCUGGAGGGGCGGGGCCGAGGCGUGCUGCGCUGUGGGAAGGAACAGGCGUGCGCGGCCUGCGCCAGCCCUGCCGACCGCCGCGGCCUGGACCUGCGUCGCCUGCCGCCACGCAUGCGCUGUCGCCCGCCGCGCAUCCUCACUGGCCCGGCGGACGGUGAGGAGCCGCCAGAAGCAGAAAUGGAGGCAGAGGAAGAGGAAGUGGAGGACGGGGAGGAGGUGGGCGAGGUGCGGCUGAGGCUGACAGAUGCCCGUGGCCGCACCGCCGGCCUUGCCUGCCGCCUGUGGCACGCGCCCAGCGUGCGCGACCUCGACGUGCGGCCCGGCCCUGCCCCCGAUUUCCCUGUGGGCGUGCGUCUGACCUUCAGCGCCGCCCUCGUCUGCUAUGCCGACCCCGCCCACCUCGCACAGGCCCGCCACCUGCUGGGAGGCGAUGACGACACUGAUGAUGUUGUGCUGACGCUGCGUUGGGACCCGGAGGCACCGGGCCACGCCCAUCCGGAUAGGGACCCGGGAGAUGGAUCCGGGGAAGGCCACGCCCAACCCUCGGGCGGAGACCCUGAUGGGGAGGAGCUGUAUCAGGACAGGGACCCGGAUGUAGGCCACGCCCACCGGCAGGGCGGAAACCCGGAUGUUGUCCAUAUGUAUCAGGCCACAGACUCGGAUGUAGGCCAUGCCCACCAUCGAACCAGCAACCCUGAUAUAGGCCACGUCCACCAGCGAGCCAGAGACCCUGAUGUAGGCCCUGCCCACGCUCAGGACAGAGACCCGGUUGUAGGCCACACCCAUCUACAGGACAAAUACCCGAAUGUAGGCUAUAUGUAUCAAGCCCGAGACCCGGAUGUAGGCCCCUCCCACCAGCAGGACAGACACCCGGAUGUAGGCCCCGCCUACAAGCAUGCCAGACACCCAGAUGUAGGCCAUGAGUAUGAUCAGGACAUAGGCCCCACCCACCCUCAGGACAGAGACCCGGAUGUCAAUGACCCGGAUGAGGGCCCCGCCCACCCUGAGGACAGAGACCAGGAUGUAGGCCCCGAGUAUGACCAGGAUGGAGGCCACGCCCACCCUGAGGACAGAGACCCUGAUGUCAAUGACCCAAAUGAAGGCCCCGCCCACUCUGAGGACAGAGACCCGGAUGUAGGCCCCAGGUAUGACCAGGAUGGAGGCCACGCCCACCCUGAGGCCAGUUUCCCGGAUGUCCAUGACCCGGAUGUGGGCAAGGCCUACCGCCUGGUGCGCGGCCCUGGCGCAUCGUCAUCGUCGCCAACGUCACUUCCGGGCGUGGUGGCCCGGCUGUGGGCACGGCCUGCCUGGCUGCUGCAGCCCGAGCUGAUGCUGCGCUGGGCCGGGCUGAGCGGGCCACACGUGCGUCUGACGUGGACGGCGUGCGUGCGUGGCCCCGAGGACCCGGAGGACGCGCCCUGGGUGACCCUCGACCCCCGUGAUGACCCUGAUGACGUGCACGUGGUGACCCCGGGGCAGACGCUGCGGCUGCGCUGUGCGGCGCAGGGUUCGGAAACACCACGCGUGGCCUGGACGCGGCCCGACGGCUCCAUCCUGCGGGGCGAUGAGGACGGUGGCCAUGACGGGGGGACAACACUGGAGAUCCACGGGAUGCGCCAGGCCGACGCUGGCUGGUACCGCUGUGAGGCCCGCGUGGGGCGCCGCGGGGAAACCAAGGCAUGGCGUGUGGCCUACGGCGGGGACGCAGCCACGGGGUCCGGGGCCUACACGGAAGAGGAAGCCAUGGAAUCCGAGGCCUAUGGUGUGGAUGAAGCCACAGGAUCCAAGACCUACGCUGUGAAUGAAGCCAUAGGAUCUGAGGCCUACACUGAGGAGAAAGCCAAAGGAUCCAGUGCCUAUGGCUCAGAUGAAGCCAUGAGAUCCGAGGCCUACACUGAGGAAAAAGCCACGAAAUCUGAGACCUAUGGUGAAGAAAAAGCCUACGCUGUGAAUGAAGCCAUAGAAUCCGAGGCCUAUGGUGCAAAUAAAGCCAUAGAAUCCGAGGCCUUCACUGAGGAAAAAGCCAUAGGAUCUGAGGCCUACACUGAGAAGAAAGCCACAAGCCCUGCAGCCUACACCGUGUCUGAAGCCACAGGUCCCACAGCCUUUGACACCUCUGAAGCCACAGGCCCCGCGGCCUACACCAGCUUUGAAGCCACAGCCCCCGCGGCCUACACCCCGUCUGCAGCCCCGGGCCCUGCGGCCUAUGGCGGCUUUGAGGCCGCCGUGGCGGGCCGGGCGCACCGCGUGUUCGUAGUGGCAUCGCGGGCGCCAGCAGCCACGGCUCUGGCGCUGCCUGCCGGCGUCGCGCUGCGGCUGGGCUGCCGAGCGGAGCCGGCGGCGCGCGUGGGCUGGCUGUUGCCGGGCGGGCACUGGGCCUGGGCGGGGAUGGAGCUGGGGACGGAUGGCGUCGGGGUCGGGGCGGACGGGACGCUAACGCUGCCCACGCUGGGCCCAAGGCAUGCCGGGCGCUAUGUGUGCGUGGCUGCCAACGCGCUGGGGCUGGCGCGCUGGGACGCCGACGUCAGCGUGGGCGGGGCGGCGGGGGACAAGAUGGCGGAAGCCAAGAUGGAAGGCAACAAGAUGGCGGAAAGCAAGAUGGAGGGAAUUAAGAUGGUGGAUUCCAAGAUGGUGGACACCAAGAUGGCGGAAUCCAAAAUGGAGGGAAGCAAGAUGGCCGAAAACAUGGCAGAAUCUAACAUGCCCGACCCCUACAUGGCGGAUUCCAAGAUGGCCAAAAACAAGAUGGAGGGAACCAAGAUGGCGGAAUCCAAGAUGGAAGGAAACAAAAUGGCGGAAGCCAAGAUUGCAGAAUCCAAGAUGGAGGGAACUAAGAUGGCGGAAGCCAAGAUGGACGAAACGAAGAUGGCAGAUGCCAAGAUGGCAGAAUCAAACAUGGAGAGAAGCAAGAUGGAGGGAACCAAGAUGGCCAAAAACAUGGUGGAAUCCAACAUGGCCGACACCAACAUGGCAGAUUCCAAGAUGGUGGACACCAAGAUGGCGGAAUCCAAAAUGGAGGGAAACAAGAUCAGGGAAAGCAACAUGGCGGAAUCCAAGAUGGAAGGAAUCAAGAUGGCGGAAAACAAGAUGGAAGGAAUAAAGAUGGCCGAAAACAAGGUGGUGGAAUCAAAGAUGGAGGGAACCAACAUGGCGGAAUCCCAGAUGGAGGAAUCCAAGAUGGAGGGAAUUAAGAUGGCGGAUUCCAAGAUGGUGAAGGCCAAGAUGGCGGAUUCAAAAAUGGCGGAUUCCAAGAUGGCGGGCGCUGCUGCGGAAGCGGCCGCAGGGGCGUCGCGUGGCGCUGACGUCAUUGUUGACGUGCCUAGCUCGGGCCUGGGCACCGGGGAAGCGCGGCUGUGGCGUCGGCGUCCUGCGGGCGGCCCGGGGCGCGGGCAGCAGCGGCGUCCGCCGCCUCCGCCUCCCCCUCCCGCCCCGCGCGCCGCCCCCGCCGGCCGCAGUUUCGAGCCCGCCUUGCCGGGCCGCCCGCGCCCGCCAGUGGCUGCGGAGCACAUCCAGCCCGAGCACUGGGCGCGAAUCCUGGCGCGCGUGCGCGGCCGCGGCACGGGCAACUUCCGGGCCCCGCCCGCCCUGCUUCAGGUCUCCACGGAGACCACGCUUCCGGCGUCCACACUUCCGAUCUACACUUCCGGUCUCCACAAGGAGAUCCCCACUUCCGGUCUCCAUUCGGACUACCCCACUUCCUGUCUCCCCACUUCCGGUUUCCACUCGGAAAUCCACACUUCCGGCCUCCACUACUUCGGCCUACCCACUUCGGUUUUCGACUGA